CCAAAACGUAGAGGUUUUCGAUCAGUUUCACUUCUUCUUCUUCUUCUUCUUCUUCUUCUCUCUCCUUUCUCUCUUCUGUUCGGACGAAGCAUACCUGAAGAUCGAUCCUUCCAUACAUUUUCCAUGUUUAUCAAUCUACAAUCACUACUCAGAAACUAGGCUAUCGGCGGAAGAACAGUACAGAGGGAGAAGAAGAAGAUGUGAAACGGCCACGUGUCGGCAUCGCAGCCAGGCUCCGCCAAGAAAUGACGCCGUAAAGGAUUUCGUAAUCACUGUCUCUGUGUUUCAUGUCUAACACCUUAGCAGUUUUAGAUACAUUUUUAAUGUCUACGGGCAUUCGAACUCCGACAUGGGUUUCAAGACGAAGAUUGUUUGAACAAAAGCUUGCAGAGCUUCAAAACUGCUCGAACCUCAACGAACUGAAGCAAAUUCAUGCCCAAAUCUUCAAAGCCAAUCUCCAUCAAGAUCCCUUUGUGGCACCAAAACUUGUUACUGCUUUUUCUCGAUGUCGCCAAAUGGUAUUAGCAAUGAACGUAUUCAAUCAAAUUCAGGAACCCAAUAUAAUUCUCUACAAUACUCUCAUAAGAGCCUUUACCCAGAACUCCCAACCUUCCGUAGCCUUCUCCAUCUUCUUCCAUAUGCAGAAGAAUGGCGUGAGCCCUGAUAAUUUCACCUACCCGUUUCUUCUCAAGGCCUGUUCUGGCCAAUUUGCUCUUCGCCAAGUUCAGAUGGUCCAUUCUCAUAUUGAGAAACUUGGCUUCUCUGCCGAUAUUUUUGUUCCUAAUUCGCUGAUUGACACAUACUCCAAGUGUGGGGCCUGCGGAGUGGCUGCUGCGAGGAUUUUGUUUGCCGCAAUGGAAGAUCGUGAUGUCGUCUCCUGGAACUCCAUGAUUGCUGGGCUGGUAAGAUCUGGUGAUCUGAGUGAAGCUCGCUGGCUUUUCGAUGAAAUGCCUAACAAAGAUACUGUCAGUUGGAAUACCAUCAUUGAUGGGUAUGUUAAGGCUGGAGAAAUGAACACUGCCUUCGAGUUGUUUGAGAAUAUGCCUGAAAGAAAUGUGGUGUCUUGGUCCACAAUGAUAUCUGGUUACAGCAAAGCUGGGGACAUGGAAAUGGCGAGGCUAUUGUUUGAUAAGAUGCCGGUCAAGAAUUUGGUUGCCUGGACUGUCAUAAUAUCUGGGUAUGCUGCGCAAGGAAUUGCUAAGGAAGCAUUUAGAUUGUAUAAUGAAAUGGAGAUUGCUGGAUUCAAGCCUGACGAUGGUACUUUAAUUAGUGUCUUAGCCGCUUGUGCUGAAUCUGGUUUGUAUAGUUUGGGUAAGAGGGUCCAUAUCUCUAUUGAGAGGAGUAGAAUGAUAUGCAGUACUCAAGUGUGCAAUGCAUUGAUUGAUAUGUAUGCCAAAUGUGGGAACCUACGGAAAGCAUUUAGAGUUUUUGAAGGGAUGGUUGAAUGGGAUGUUGUGUCCUGGAAUGCUAUAAUUCAAGGACUGGCGAUGCAUGGACUUAGUGAGAAAGCUCUCCAGGUCUUCUCCAGGAUGAAACAAGAAGGUUUUGCACCUGAUGGAGUCACCUUCAUUGGUGUCUUGUGUGCUUGUACCCAUGUGGGUCUUGUCGACGAAGGCCGACAUUACUUCUCUACAAUGGAGGAAGUUUAUGGGGUUGUCCCCCAAAUCGAGCACUACGGUUGCAUGAUUGACCUUCUUGGACGUGGGGGUCAUUUGAAGGAAGCCUUUGAAUUUGUCAAGAACAUGCCUAUGGAGCCAAAUGCAAUCAUUUGGGGCACCCUUUUGGGUGCAUGCCGAAUGCAUAACAAGGUGGGACUUGCAGAAGAGGUAGUUGAACAUCUUUUAAUGUUUGCACCCUCAGAUGCAGGGAACUAUGCAGUCUUGUCUAAUAUAUAUGCAGCAGCAGGCCACUGGGGCGAUGUUGCUAAGGUGAGGUUGCAAAUGAAAAAUACAGGAUCCCGAAAGCCACCUGGAGCUAGUUAUAUUGAGCUGGAUGAUGAGGUUCAUGAAUUUACUGUGCAAGAUAGAUCACACCCUCAGGCAGAAAGGAUAUAUAAGAUGAUAGACAGAUUGGGUCAGCAUCUUAAGCAAGUGGGUUAUGUCCCCAAUGAACAUCUCUAAAUUGUGUCACGAGAAUCCAUUCGAUGUUGCUGAGUUGAGGACGUAAAAUCGGAGCUGCAUUUCGAACCGUGCCUACUGGAGGGCAGAGCAGAUGGGAGCGGUUGAAACAAAUACCUCUUUAUAACUGUACACUACCAAGGCAUUCAUUAACAAGGCAUUCAUUAAGGCUGCGUUUGGUUGUAAGGGGAAUGCAAAUUUUUGAUGUAAAGUGAAAUCUUUUUUUGAAGAAAAAUCAAUUUAGAUGUUUGAUUGCAAAAGAAUAUAUUUUAUAUGUGAAAAAAAUUUCACUUAUACAUUGAAAUUUCCCUUUUUAUUUUCUGACCAAAAUAGGAAGAAAAUAAAAACCCACUCUCUCUCUCUCUCUCUCUCACCCUGCCCUGCCCUGCU
This is a messenger RNA of Macadamia integrifolia, 2507 nucleotides long. Its product is annotated as pentatricopeptide repeat-containing protein At3g29230. Lineage: Eukaryota; Viridiplantae; Streptophyta; Magnoliopsida; Proteales; Proteaceae. Gene Ontology annotation, molecular function: protein binding; RNA binding. The record is from RefSeq and is a predicted model, not a curated record. The transcript is spliced from 2 exons. Gene Ontology annotation, biological process: RNA modification. Bases 288 to 2120 code for a protein of 610 amino acids.